AUGCACCAUGUCAACGUCGUGGAGCGACCCAGUCUCGGUCGCUGUUUGGAAGCAUCCAUGAAAGUAUCUGCCGGUGAGAUCCUGGUUCUCGAGGCUCCCCUAUUUGUGUCAGCUCCGGUUGACGACAUGGGUCGGCUUGCCGAACAACUUUUCAAAACAGCCUUUGCAAAGCCCUCAGAUCUUCCGCUCGUCACACAACUUUUCAUAUCGAUUUUGGCAGAGAUUGUGAAGGGACACAAAGCUUCGGUUCUCUCGCGGCUUUCGCAACUUCGGGGGCAUCCGGAGCAGUGGCGCCAGACGGUAGGCCAGCUCCAUGAAUCACUGAGGGAAGAGCAUGUGAGCAAGGUGGAGCAUGAUGAGCUUCUGGACCUGUACUCCAAGCUUGCAGCAAAUGCACAUGAAACGGAUGACAAGCGAGCUGCCAUCUAUUCAAUGGGAAGCCUAGCAGAGCACAGCUGCCGACCCUCAGCGUUCAAACAUGUGCACGGAGAUGCGCAUGAACUGAUGAUCCGGGCUCUGACUGAUUUGGAAAUGGGAGACGUUGUGUCACUGGCGUAUAUACCAGAGUACUACCCUACUUGGCAUCGCCAAGAGCUCCUGCGGAGUUUCAACUUUCAAUGCCACUGUCCACGCUGCGCGGGGGAGGAAGCGGAGGUUGCGUGUGCUUUCGUCUGUCCAGACUGUGCUUCCCCUUGCUGCCCUCCGCGGCCCUGUCUGUCUCGUGGAGAUUUCGAAGCCCUCGUCUGCGAAGAAUGUGGGUGUCGAGUCGAAGAUGCGGAGCAACUGCAGGCUUUCCGAGAUGCAGAGCUUUGCGAGCGGCUUUGCGAAAGCUGCACUCCACACCUCCAUCCCUACCACUUCAAAAUCUUCCAGAUGUACCUCGGCAACCUGCAGAUGGUUUCGCCAGAACAGCGCCUGGAUAUUUUGGAGCAGCUGGAAGACGCGCACGGGCGCCUUGGCAACAGAGUCCAUCCCCUUCACGCAAAGUUCGAGGAGCUGGCGGCCCGGUCCUUGCAGGCCCUUAGCUUGGGCACAGGCAAUGCAGAGGCUAGUGCAGAGGCUCGUGCAGAGGCUGUGAGUGCGGCGCGCGCGUCCUGGGAGCGUGCUGCAGCGCUUUAUGCGCUGACCCAUGGGGAGGAGGCUGAACAGAGCCGGCACUGUCAGCAACAGGCGGCGAUGCUCGACGGCCCGGCUCCCGCACUUCCAGAGAGCUCUGAGUAG
Messenger RNA from Symbiodinium natans, 1221 nucleotides. Lineage: Eukaryota; Dinophyceae; Suessiales; Symbiodiniaceae. The record is from the annotation of a GenBank genome assembly.